CAUGCCGAUGUAUUUUAAUACUUUUCGUUGAAUUCUCGCAUUAUUGUCCUUCUGGAAGCCUCCUUAAUCAAACGCGUGUUCGCAUUGCCGUGAUAACUAAAAUCGAUGUCUACGAUUUCGACCUCCCGAGUGCCCCAUACGUCCAACUGGAAGCGGUUAGAAACCCGCAUGUUGGACAUGAACCGGGUUGCAUUGAUCUUGGACAUGCUUCCAUGUUCCUGCAGCAAUGAGAUGCAUUUCUCGCUGCAAGCUUUCGCCAUGUUGACGUCUCCGCAAAUGUAAAGGUGUGUUUUCGGCUCGGAAGUCAUCAGUGCAAAAAGCUCCGCGCCACGAUCCUCCAUAGCAUCGUGGACGUACCGAUUGGGACAAUGAAUUCCUGGCUCUCUGCUGUAGGCAAUGUGGAGCUUGGCUACUCCGCUCGAUUCCCAUUCAAGAAGCUGGUCCUUGUACAGCAUUUCACCCUCGGAUCUGCAUCCAAAAAAUAGAUGACACUUUCCAAAYAUGCCACGUCUCGAUGCGCCAGCCUUUUUCAUCGCCAGGGAUCGAUCACGCAAAAAUCCCAUGAAGGGAGCUAGGCCGGUGCCUGCUCCAAUCAUGAUCAGAGGGCUCUUGAUCGACCGAGGAGCCCGAAAGGGGCUCUUAACCACGCUCGCAUUGAUCAUCUGUCCUGGCUCGAGACCGGCGAGGUCGUGCGAACACACGCCUUCCACAAGGACACCUCUGGAGGUUUCGAAUUUGACCACUCCAACGGUUAUGGAGACCUUGUUUGGAGAGGUUAGAGCAGAGGAAGAAAUAGAAUAUUGGCGGGGACCGAGGCGAGGCAUGAUGACGAGAACGUCGGCAAGACCGAGAAGGGGAUUUUUCCUUGUUUCCAAGGGUUUGCAAAAAAGGUCAUUGAAUUUCUCUAGGAAGUGCACGAUGGUAGGAUAGGUUGCCUUGAUGUUGUUGAUCAUGCCACUAUCUCCCUCCUCAUUGCAUUGUUGAACUGCAUCUUUAGCCAUGGUUUGAAAGUCACUAGCGCAACAAAGGGUCAAGGAGGCCUCCUCAAGCUUGGAGUUCAACAUUUGUAGAAACUCCACCAAAUAAGAUUCCGACGAUAGUGAUAAAUCAAGUGAAAAUUGAAGAACGUCGGCUAAGUUGUUGUUGGUCAAGUGCUUUGCAUUACACGGCGUUGUACCCUGAUCCUCGACGCUUUCAAUGUAAAACGGCUGAUGAGUCUGCCACAAUACAGACGGUGUGCAAUUCAUCCGAGCACUAGUCUUUUGAAGAAAUUUCUUCCGGCUUGCCUUCAGCUUCAAUCUAUGGAAUCCCGAUGAUUCUGCUGCUUUCUCGAGCUCUGGAGCAAAGCAAUUGCAGAAACGUGAUACCAUGUCCAUUGAAUUGAUCGGAACAACAGAAAGAUGGUCACCGGUCUCGUAUGCGAUAUCAGUUUUGUCGAUCUGCUCCAGCUCAAUGUGGCGAGUUGAUCGCAAGGGAUCGCUACCUUCGAAGAGAUCUUGAUUUUUUCUGCAUUUCAUUGUGCCCGUGCGCAAUCUGUGCUUUGAGUACUCCUCAUCGUAUUCGUCUUUCGCCAGCCAUCUGAUGCGGUAUUCAGCAGCUUUAGUAUCUUCGACCGGAAUUCCACUAGAUUCGAGUUCCACGAGCAAUGAAUUUGGAAGGAGAAGUUUCUUCAAGAAGAUAGACCAAUUGUAGAUAUCGGACUGGUUGCCCUUUGCGGCGUCAGCACAUACAAUAUUCAUGAUGGAAUUCGCUCCAGCGGCUUCCAUCUGCGAAUCAAUUCCUUUCCCAGCUUUGCAGAAGUCUGGGUACAAACUAGACCCCAAUGCAAGCACGGCAUACUUCACACCCGUGACUUUCCCCGCCAGUUCUGCAUUGGCAAACUUCUUUGCGUUCAAAGGCGGCUCACCAGCACCGAAUGUUGAACAUAUGAUGAGAAUGUGUGAAAACUUUCCAAGUUCUUGAUUGUAUUCUAGAGCUCCGUUGAGGGUUAGUACAGUUGGACGACAAAACUUUAAGGUCCUGGCGAGACUGUUGGCGACUGCUUCGGCCUUGCCUGUCUCGGAGCCGUAUGCAAUCAACACCUCGGGCAUCGACACUUUCUGCGAGAAGUCAUCCUCCGACAAAAUAUGACCGGUAGUAUCUAUAGCUUUCGUUCCACUGACUCCGUCGAUGUCAAGGACUCGCCAAGGAUCACAGCAAUAUUCAAAUUGAGGGACUACUCGGAAAUCUCGCAUCUCGAGAUGCCAAACUGGAUUUGUUGGCCCUGAAAAAAAGCAACUGGUGAGUCAAACGCUUUGACUUCGAGAAGAAUGAUCAAACAAGAAAUGAUCUAAAUUUGUACCAGUCUUACCCACUAAACCUCCGAUCCAGCUCCACUGCGCCGGGCACUCCCUACCAGCAGAUCGCUCCCGUUUACAAUGAGUAAUGAAUGAAUGCCCGACCGUAUCUGGGUCAACAAUUGUAAAAUCGCUUUUUUCAAAGGAAUGAAUGAUAGCUGACUCGAGCUCUGCAGAGACCUUUUGGGCAAGGAACUUGUCGGAUAAGUUCAUAUUCAUUGCGAUCGCCAAUGGCUCGGUGACAUGAUAUCUUUCUAGAAGAUUCCUUGCAACCUCUAUAGACACAAACCAGCCGUUAAAGGGUGCCGCACUAUAUUUGAUACCCCCCAAAUUCAUCAUAAAAUUGCUUAUGGCUGGCACUGCAGCCCACUUGUAUCCAAGAUCCUUUACUUCAGGAAAUUCCGGGUGUUCUAAAUGAACUUCGUGGGUAACGCUUUUUGGGAGCUGAUAUAUGAAGGGAAUAUCAUUGCCCGGAAUUUUAAGCACGAGAGGCAAAAUAUCGAACGCAGUACGCCUUUCAGGUGGUGUCCAGAGCUUUUUUUCAAUUAAAUAGGAGGUCAAGUCAACACAUGCAGGAUCGCCCAUUAUUUCUUCCGAGUCCCUAUCUUUGUAUCCACAAUAACGAAUAAAUUGAGAACUCCAGAAUCUUGUUCCGAACAGCUCGUUAUGUCGCUGUGGCCUGAACACUGUCAUCACGCUUUGGAUGCUCGCUCCGCCGGUGGCCAACUUCAUAUGCUCGCAAACCUCAUUAAAAAUCUC
Molecule: messenger RNA, 3095 nt
Organism: Pseudo-nitzschia multistriata
Lineage: Eukaryota; Bacillariophyta; Bacillariophyceae; Bacillariales; Bacillariaceae
Source: the annotation of a GenBank genome assembly